Molecule: messenger RNA, 3901 nt
Organism: Sphaeramia orbicularis (orbiculate cardinalfish)
Lineage: Eukaryota; Metazoa; Chordata; Actinopteri; Kurtiformes; Apogonidae
Gene: uhrf2
Product: ubiquitin like with PHD and ring finger domains 2
Exons: 16
Coding region: 1-2751 (916 amino acids)
Biological process (GO): negative regulation of gene expression via chromosomal CpG island methylation; protein ubiquitination
Molecular function (GO): ubiquitin protein ligase activity; protein binding
Source: RefSeq, a predicted model, not a curated record
AUGUGGAUCCAGGUUCGUACUAUAGACGGGAAGGAGACGCGAACCGUUGAGGAUCUUUCUAGAUUGACCAAAAUUGAGUCUUUACGGUUGAAAAUCCAGGACAUCUUCAAUGUAAACCCACAACAACAGCGGCUGUUUUACCGAGGGAAGCAGAUGGAAGAUGGUCAGACACUGUUUGACUACAAUGUGGGUCUCAAUGACAUCGUCCAGCUUCUGAUUCGCUCACAGACCGACGCCCCCGACAGCCCCGAUGGCAAGGAGGACUCGUCAGGCCUCGCCCCUUCAGCCGCCCCCUCUGACUGCAGGUCCGAAAGCAACAGCAUCUCAGCGUCUGUUUCCCCUGUUGCUAUGGAAACCAAUGUAGACAAUGACAGCAGUGUCACUACCAGCACUAUUAAUGAAGCCAAACCGGACACCAGCGCUCCCAGUAACCCAAGCAGUACCAAAAACGGAUUCAAGUCCUCCAGUCCGCCACGGGACUCCCAACCACCCACAUCUAGCAGAAACACACUCGUUGACCCAGGAAUUGGGUUUUACAAGAUUAACGAGCUGGUGGACUGCAGAGACGUGAGCAUCGGCGGCUGGUUUGAGGCCUGCAUUGAAAAUGUAACGCGUGCUCCCAAAGGACAGAUAACCCCCACCAAGGGCAAAGUGGGCCGGCCCCCAAAAAGGACUAAUGGAAAGCUGGAGGCCGAGCAGGGACAGGCCCACGAGCAGGGCCAAAGCACAGACAGUAACAGGAAUAAUGUUGUUUUCAACUCGGACAGUAAUGGAGCCUCCACCUCUCAGACAGACUGUGCAGCAGCAACAGAGACCAAGGAGAGAGAAGAGGAUGUGAUUUACCAUAUUAAAUAUGAAGAUUACCCAGAAAAUGGUGUGGUUGAAAUGCGACCAUAUGACGUGCGGCCGCGUGCUCGGACCCUUCUGCGGUGGGACCAGCUUCAGGUGGGCAUGCUUAUCAUGGUCAACUACAACAUGGAGACGCCAGAGGAGAGGGGCUUCUGGUUCGAUGCCGAGGUUCAGAGCCUCAACCAAGCGUCCCGCACCAACAAGGAGCUCAGAGUCAAGAUCCUCCUGGGGGGUCCCGGAGAUACUAUCGGGGAUUGUAAAGUUCAGUUUCUGGAUGAAAUCUACCAGGUGGAGAAACCAGGGGCUCGUGCACUAUCGGCUGCAGAUGGCCAGUUUAAACGUAAGAGCGGCCCUGAAUGUAAACACUGCAAGGCCGACCCUGACGCCGAGUGUCGCUUUUGCUCGUGCUGCGUGUGCGGCGGGAAGCAGGACGCUCAUAUGCAGCUGCUGUGCGACGAAUGCAACAUGGCGUUCCACAUCUACUGCCUCAACCCGCCGCUGUCCACCAUCCCUGACGACGAAGAUUGGUACUGUCCUACCUGUAAGAAUGACACCAGCGAGGUGGUAAAGGCAGGAGAGAAACUCAAAACCAGCAAGAAGAAGGCCAAGAUGCCCUCGGCAACAACAGAGAGUCAGAGGGACUGGGGAAAGGGUAUGGCCUGUGUGGGGCGCACCAAGGAGUGCACAAUUGUUCCCUCAAACCACUACGGACCGAUACCUGGUGUUCCCGUGGGAACCACCUGGAAAUUCAGAGUUCAGGUGAGCGAGGCCGGUGUUCACAGACCUCAUGUCGGUGGGAUCCACGGGCGCAGUAAUGAUGGCUCCUACUCGCUGGUUUUGGCCGGAGGCUUUGAAGAUGAAGUGGACCGAGGAGAUGAGUUCACUUACACAGGCAGUGGGGGUCGUGACCUUUCAGGAAACAAAAGAAUUGGCGAGCACUCCUUUGACCAGACCCUCACACACAUGAACAGGGCGUUGGCCUUAAACUGUGACGCUCCUCUGAAUGACAAAGAUGGGGCGGAGUCCAAGAACUGGCGAGCAGGGAAACCGGUGCGAGUGGUACGCAGCUCCAAGGGCCGACGUAUCAGUAAAUAUGCUCCAGAGGAGGGAAACCGCUAUGACGGUAUUUACAAGGUGGUCAAGUACUGGCCGGAGAUUGGGAAGUGUGGUUACCUGGUGUGGCGGUACCUGUUGAGACGUGACGAUAUGGAACCAGCUCCGUGGACCCCUGAAGGUCUGGAGAGGAUCAAGAAACUGGGCCUCGCUGUUCAGUACCCACCAGGAUACUUGGCAGCCAUGGCCAACAAGAGUAAGAAGGAGGCCAACACCAGACCUGCACGCGCUGGACGGGGUAAGCACAGUCCUGGACGGGGCCGUCCACGGAGACAUCGCAAGUUCAAGGACAGAGAGGAGGAAGACGAGGACGACGAGGAGGAGCAGCUGAUGGCCAAUAUGGAAGAGGAGGAAGAGGAGCCACAGAGUAACGGAGAAUCAACCAAGGAUAAUGAGUCAGCCCCUGCAGAGGAGCCUCCCUCUAAGCGGGUGAAGUUGGAAGAGGCCUUCGAGUUGUCUGAGCAGCAGCAGCAGUUGAUCCAAGAAGACACAGCCAACAAGAAACUGUGGGAUGAAGCCAUGGAACACCUCAGAGAGGGACCGAAUUUCCUGCGUAAGAUGGAACAGAUCUUCAUGUGCGUGUGCUGCCAGGAGCUGGCCUUCCAACCCAUCACCACCGCCUGCUCACACAACGUCUGCAAGACUUGUCUCCAGCGGUCGUUCCGAGCGAAGGUGUACACCUGCCCCGCCUGCCGCCACGACUUGGGCAAAGACUACGCCAUGACCCAAAACAAGACGCUUCAGAUGCUGCUCGACCAGUUCUUUCCUGGAUACAGCAAGGGCCGAUGAGGUCACAAACACAUUUAUUAGUAGAAAAAUGUACAUAACACGCACACAAGCAUCCAUUCUGUGCACCCUCGUGUACCGUCAAGUACGUAGAGCUCCACUUUAAAGCCCACAGGCAAGUGUACAUAUACAAUACAUAUACAGCCAUUUAUGUAUACAAUCAUUCAUACACAAACAACCUCAGUAGGGACUGACCUCAUCCGUUGAACUUGGACCAUCUCCGUUAACAUCACCAGCCUGAAAUUCAACCAAGGACAUUUAGGACUUCCCUAGUUCUGCCCAACAAACGCACACGAACAUAAAUGCACAAAAGUUACACAAAAAAACGUCCCUCAAGACAUUUGGCCAUUUUUUUUUUUUAGUUUGUGCCUCGUCUGUUUUGUCUGAAACAAACUGACAAACGGUGCAUCGUUCCAGUCUAAAUUCCCUUGUCUGGCCGUACCGUGAAAUUAACCAUGUUUAAUAAGAUUCCUGCCAACCUGUAUGCAUUUUGUGUACCAUGUGUGGAGUUUCAUAACAAAAUACCUGUGAGCUGCUUCAUGCAUGUACGUAUACAGUGCUGUCAUUUCAUCCCUCAACUGGCUAAUGGUGCGACACAAACUGAAGCCUAGUCUGAUACCAUCCUAUGCAUAAUAGUUAAUGUGUGCAAGUAGGUCCAGACAUUCACUGGGUUAAAAAAUGACUGUGUAUUUAUAUAUCAACCGAAGCACAACGUGUUUAUAGCCCUGAAGCACUUAUUUAGAGACCAGCGAGACAUGUGACAUAUGAAAGAUGAAAGAAAUGCUUUGUAGUUUAUUUAGCAUCACAUGCUAAUAUCCUGCUAUUUACUUACGUCUCUUGGAAUCAAAGGUAUGUACGUUGCGGUCAGCAGUCGUUGCAACCCAUUGUGGUUCCACCCAAUGAUGGUGUUCAGUUCAAAUGCAGUGAAAACACGGAAAAAACAUGAAAGUGGUAACUGUGUGUUCCAGUUACGUAGAAACACCUCCUUGGUCUCGUGUAUUAGUCACCUUCACAUCUUCCUUCCAUUGUAAUACCUACUUAGAUUACACACAAAUAAAUAAUGUCAGUGUGUCCAGAGGAAGACACUUUAUAGGCAAUAUUCUGUGAAAGUUUUAUUAAAGGGCUCAUAUUUCUCUAAACCCACUUUUAUUAG